Molecule: messenger RNA, 1863 nt
Organism: Sordaria macrospora k-hell
Lineage: Eukaryota; Fungi; Ascomycota; Sordariomycetes; Sordariales; Sordariaceae
Source: RefSeq, a predicted model, not a curated record
AUGGCUUCUUACAGAGAUUUGGAAGAGGAAGGAGUGGUACUAGGUCAGCAUAAUCGAGCUUCUUCACCUUCGUCUUUCUCCACAAAUGAAUCUACCCCGUUGUUGCAAUCCCCAGUUCCAGAAUUCAACUACGCCGUCAUCGAUAUCGAGAAUCCCCGGAUUACUUACACCUCACGAGGAAGAGCAGAUACCAUUGCCACGUCGUCUACCGAUACCGCUGUCGACUCCAACGUCAACGAUACAGACCAAGAACAGUACAAUUCCCUACUAGAGGCGCGAAGAAAGCGGCUAAAGCCCAAGAUCAUCCCGCUAUGUCUUGGCGCCAUGUUCCUCCUUGAGCUCAGCGUUGCGCUCAGCGUGCCGCCGACCAACGCUGUGGAGGAGAGCAUUAUUUGUCGCAACUUACAUCCGGAUGUGGCCUCGAGAUUUGCAAACAACACAGCGAGCAUACUGCUUAGCGACAAUCCGGUUUGCAAGGAAGAAGAUGUCCAGAGCUAUUUGGCCAUGUUGCAAGGGUGGCAGGCUACCUUUGACUGCAUCCCAAGCAUCCUCAUGACGGUACCGUUCGGCAUAUUGUCCGAUAAAUGGGGCCGAAGACCGGUGCUGUCGCUGGCCAUGUCGGGGGCCAUGUUGCAGAUGUUUGCGUUGGCUACUAUUCCAUCCUCGUCUAACUGCAUCCAACACACCAGAAUUGGGGGAGGCGGCGGCAUCAUCGCAGCCAUGCUCUACACCUUCAUAUCCGACAUCAUUCCCAUCGCCGAGCGAGCCACCCUCUUCUUUCAAAUGCACGCUACCUACCUCACAGCACGCAUGAUUUCCGGGCCCAUAGCCGGUUCGCUCAUGGUCAAAAGCCCAUGGAUCCCUCUCAUUCUCUCUCUGGGCCUCAUAACCCUCGCAGCCGUAACCACUCUCGUCUUCCCCGAAACUCGACAUCUCAAAGCCCAAGCCUCUUGCUCAUCAACGAAGCGUCUCGGCAAAGACGAUAAUAUCUCAACGCGUCUCCCCACAGACGACGAAGAUAUCGCUAAACCCAUGAUCCUCUCCUCUCCACCUCCUUCCGAACCAUCCACCAUUUCUUCACCCCAGAAAACCAUAGUCAACCGCCUCACCACAACCCUCCACUCCCUCACCAACUUCCUCGCCACCAGUAACAACAAAAAAAUCUGCAUCCUCACCCUCGCUCUCGGUCUCGUCGUCAUCGGCAAAUACGCCCAAGCCCUGCUUCUCCAAUACGCCACCAAGCGUUUCGGCUACUCCUGGUCCGAAGCUUCUUACCUGUUGACCAUCCCACACUUUACCUCGUUGAUAACCCUUCUUGUCAUCUUACCUUUUGUUUCUUCUCUUUUGCUUGGAACUUCCCCUCUCCGUCUUUUUGAUAGUGGCACCUCCAGCACCUCCACAAGACCACGAUCCCGCUUCCACCUCAACUUCACCCCAUUGAGCCCACUAAAAAAAGACCUCGCACUAGCCCGCACCUCCUCCCUCCUCCUCACCUCCGGGUGCUUACUCAUCGCUUUCGCAUCUACCCGCGUCUCACUCACUGCGGGCAUGGUUCUUUUCGCCGUUGGCUCCGGAGUUGGGUCAACGUUGCGGAGCUUGUUGAAUGCAUUGGUAGAUGAGGAGCAUAUGGGAUUGGUGAAUAGUGUGGUGGGAUGGCUGGAGAUGGUGGGAAUCAUGGUUGCCGGGCCGGUGUUGGCGGAGGGGAUGAGUGAAGGGCUGAGGAGGGGAGGUGGCUGGGUUGGGCUGCCGUUUUGGAUUGCCGGGGGGCUGUUGGCAGGGGCGAGUGGGUUGGUCUGGGCUGUUAGGGUUGGGGAGGGGAAAGGUGAUGGGAGGAAGGGGAGAGAGGACGGAGAGGGGGUGUAG